Messenger RNA from Quercus lobata, 1294 nucleotides. Its product is annotated as Heavy metal transport/detoxification superfamily protein. The transcript is spliced from 3 exons. Gene Ontology annotation, molecular function: metal ion binding. Bases 619 to 1023 code for a protein of 134 amino acids. The record is from RefSeq and is a predicted model, not a curated record. NCBI's taxonomy places the organism in Eukaryota, Viridiplantae, Streptophyta, Magnoliopsida, Fagales, Fagaceae.
ACUUGGGCUAGCCAUCAUCACACGUCAUAAAGUUCAGUUUUCUAUUCUUUCCUCCAUUGGAGACUCUGACUCUCUUUUCUUGCUCUCUUUACCUCUUGAAUAUAUGAAAUAGGCUUCCUCGCUUUCAAUGUAUUUUGGGUUUAUUUGAUUUAACAGAACAAUCACAUGAGAGACACACUUGUACUCAACUGCUUAUCUCACAUGAAGUUCUUCCUUUCAAGCUUUAUAUUGUAGAAGUGUCUAGUUGAAGUCUUAAUAGUGCCCUCUUGGGUUACUGAAUCACCGUCUACAUUUCUUGACCAAUUGAUUAUAUAUAAAGUGAAGGUCUUGGCUUUUUUUUUUAAUCUACGUAGGCUUCAUUGGGUUCUGUUCAACUUUUGUCUUUCCCAAUGAAUAUUUGACCUUUUUAGCUUCUCUGUUCCCUCUAUCUCUGUGUCUCUCUCUAUCAGUAUAUAAUAUUUCACAUUAGUUUGCCUAGGCAUCUCGGACUUCACAUCACUGAAGUGGUUGGUUGAGUAGGUAAUUUAGGUGGGAAGGUUGUUAUUUUUUAUGAGGGGAGGUUCUGUUUAAGUAGCUUCAGAUUUGUCUGAGCUAGUGAGUGAAAACUUGUAGUUGAAAAUGGGGAAGCUAAGCUUUGGUAAGGUGUUAGACUGUUUUUGUCUUACUUCUUGCUCAAGCUCUUGCUUCUGCAUGAACUCUGCGGAAACCCAAGAUGAGUUUGAGAGCAAGCCAUUGAUUGCAAGUGAUAAAAGCCAGUUACUGAGGUUGAAAGAUGUUGUUUCUGGAAACCAAACCUUGGCUUUUCAAUUGAAACCCAAGAUGGUGAUGCUAAGGGUGUCCAUGCACUGCAAUGGCUGCGCAAGAAAAGUUGAGAAACAUAUCUCAAAGAUGGAAGGAGUGACCUCGUACAAAGUAGACUUGGAAACCAAGAUGGUGGUUGUUAUAGGAGACAUUCUUCCUUUUGAAGUGCUGGAGAGUGUCUCGAAGGUCAAAAACGCAGAGCUUUGGAAUUCCCCAUCUUGAUGAACAUGAUCAAUUUCCACUCCCAAAUUAUUUAUCAUUCAUACAUACUGUAUAAUACAGAUGUCCCCAUUUGUGUUCUCUUUCUAUGGAGAGGGAAAACAAAAAUCUACCCCAUCUAAUAUUGAGGUCUCUCUAGCUGUGACCCUAUAUGAAAGCUCAAAUAUAUGGGCAGUGUUGCACAGUGUGUGCAACAAGUAUUAGCCCAAAUAUAUUAUCAGUUUUGAUUCAAGUACUGUGCCCUAGUAACCAUUAGCCUUUACAAUUUGGCUUU